Umbelopsis ramanniana AG is the source of this 1491-nucleotide messenger RNA. RefSeq lists its product as uncharacterized. Bases 170 to 1432 code for a protein of 420 amino acids. Lineage: Eukaryota; Fungi; Mucoromycota; Umbelopsidomycetes; Umbelopsidales; Umbelopsidaceae. The transcript has 6 exons. The record is from RefSeq and is a predicted model, not a curated record.
GAACAUUUGCCUGCUUCAUCCAGCUUUCAGCCUACAAAAGAAGAAAAGCUUCGAGUAAUUGUAUGGUCUAUUCAAACAAGCGUCAGAAGGCGAUAUUGUUGGGUCACGACCGGGAGUAUGGGAUGUCGUAGGUCGAGCAAAAUGGGAUGCAUGGAAACGUUUGGAAGGCAUGAGUUCCUUGGAAGCCAAAAGGAUGUACGUCGAGACAUUGUUAAAUGUUGCGACUGAGACUUUGAAGAGAUCAAAUGACGUUACACAAGCCCAAAGCAUUAUACAAGCUUUCUCUUCAAUGCGACCUUCAGGAGAUGAGACGGAUAGCUAUGAUGAAGAAGGAGAAUAUAGUGCUGUAUCAGAAGACUAUAGCGAAAACGACGAGGAAGAGAGAGCUUACUUGAGUGCCAUAGAAAGGGAUUCUGAGUUGCUGCGACAAAUUCAACAGCCAACCUCGUCGUCUCGACCCGCCUCUAGAACAGCGAAAGAUCAAAGUCCUCGUCCAUAUCGCUCUCCUCAAAGUAUUUCAUCGGCCAAGUCGCCUACUGUGACACCACAGCAACUUAAAAGCUCCAAACAACACCACAGGGCCAUAUCCCCUUCGUCCGAAUACCGACCGAGACCUGCAAGCCAAGUGUUUCAUUCGCCUGUUUUGUCUAGUACUACGAGUGUUACUCAGCAAGGACCCAGUCGCAGUGGCAGACAAUAUUUUGCCGCACCAGAGUCGUUCCAUUCCCUUUCACACCAAGCUUCUCGAGAAUCAUUGCUGAAGUCCGACAACCCAUGGGCUCAACAAGAACCGGUCAAAUAUCAACGAGUCCAACAAUAUCGUCAGCAAAUGUCCGAGGAAGAUACACUCUCUUCUCGAGCCGGAGCUGAAACGCCUAUAUCGCAUAUGCGACUUCCACCAUCAGACUAUACCCCUAUUCCCACCUCUAGUCAAAAACUCGCAUCACCUAUGCAGGCACCUAUAUCUCAACGUCAAGCUAUGAUUCAGCGUCGGUUGUCAACCAGUACUUCCGAAAUUGGCUCCAAUCUACCUGACAUAGCACGGGCUAUGACAAACCCCAUGAAACAUGACCAAGCUGCUCCAUCUGUAGUUGCGCUAGGGCCGGCAACCAAGCGCGCUCUUGAAAAUUUACAACACGAGAUCGUUGCUCUCAAUUCACGUAUAGACGACCUGAAAGGAGAAUUGGUAGAACGUAAUGCUACCCGCCAGCGUCUGGCAAAAUCUAAUAACUCUACCAGCGAGACCGGUUCGGACGAUGAUAAUUGGGAUACCUGGCGAUGGGUGCUUAAGGCCGCUUUCCGUCAUGCUUUUGUCAAUAUCGUCGUUGCUCUGCUUUUCUUCCUGCUAAUGUACAAACGCAAAUCUCCCAUCGCAUUCGCCAUAAUAUCUCGUGUCCGAAGUGCAUUGUCCUCCACUAUGCGAAUUUUCUAGAUAUCAAACUCUAUCUAUUCCUCUGACCCUCACCAACACCAAAUCUUAAUAAAAAAAAA